AUGAGUCCCUCCGUCCCCCUCCUCUUCUCUUGCUUCCUCCUCCUCUCCUCCACCGUCACCGCCUUCAACAUCACCAAACUUCUGGGGAGAUACGAUGGUUUCAAUACUUUCAAUGAUCUUCUAACCCAGACCCACCUCAAUGAUGAGAUCAAUAGCCGAAGAACCAUCUCCGUCCUCGCCGUUAGCGACGGUAACAUUGCACAGAUCGCCGGAAAACCCAUUGAUGUGAUCAAGAAUAUCUUGAGCAACCAUGUGGUUCUUGACUACUAUGAUAUCUUGAAGCUUAAUAAUUUGUCUAAAGGAAGUGCUCUCCUUACAACCUUGUUCCAGACAACAGGUGUGGCCUCUCAGAAACAAGGGUUCUUGAAUGUCACCAACUCCAAUGGAGAGAUUGUUUUUUCAUCUGCAGUGAAAGGUUCUCCUCAUGAUGUCAAGUUGGUUAAGUCAGUUGCCGCUCAGCCCUAUAACAUUUCGGUGCUCGAAAUCUCCGCUCCGAUCAUAGCACCGGGCCUUGAUGCUGCUCCCUACGGCCCAACCGCUGCCCCAAAGAAGCCACAAGCGCCAGCUCCGGCACCACAUUCUAAGAAGUCACCACCACCACCACCGGUUGAGAGCCCGACGGAGGCUGAAGCUCCUACAAUAACGGAGACGGAGGCUCCUACACCAUCUGCUGAUGCCGAAGCACCAGCAGAUGCCCCGGUUAGUUCUCCUCCAGCGGCUGACGCACCAACCGCCGAUUCAACAACGGAGGCACCAGCUCCUGGAACCUCUUCAGCUGGCAAGGGCUUUGUUUCCAACUUUUGCAUGGCCUUGCUCGUGGGGUUGGUAGCCUCCUUCUUUGUAGCAAUGUGA
Ilex paraguariensis (yerba mate) is the source of this 852-nucleotide messenger RNA. The record is from the annotation of a GenBank genome assembly. Lineage: Eukaryota; Viridiplantae; Streptophyta; Magnoliopsida; Aquifoliales; Aquifoliaceae.